CAGUAUUCGUAGUAAACGUUUCCUGUUGACCAUACUGACAAACGGAACAAGUUCCGCUGGAGCGUGCGUAUUGGGUAUCCAACUUGCUUAAAGCAUCGGUUGACGUGGAGUGUAAAUCCAGAGACUGACAAGCAACCAUGCCGUCGCUGGGGAGCAGCAGUUCCUCAACCACAGAGUACACUGUGCGCGUCCCAAAAAACACCAGCAAGAAGUACAAUAUAAUGGCAUUCAAUGCAGGGGACAGAGUCAACUGUUCAACAUGGACACAGGCUCGUAUGGAAAGAGAUAUGAGUGCUCGGCGGAUAUAUGGGGAGGAAGAGACGGCUGAGGGCGCAGCUGGUAGUGAGUUUGGCAAAAAGCAGCGUGAGGAAGCUCGACGGAAGAAGUUUGGUAUCGUUACGCGUGAGUUUAAAGUGGAGGACCAGCCGUGGAUUCUCAAGGUCAAUGGUAAAGCUGGUAAGAGGUUCAAAGGUAUAAAGAAGGGUGGCGUUACAGAAAAUGCAUCUUACUACAUCUUCACACAGUGUCCUGAUGGAGCUUUUGAAGCUUUUCCUGUUCACGGCUGGUACAACUUUACACCCCAGGCCAAGCACCGGACUCUGACUGCUGAAGAGGCUGAGGAGGAGUGGGGCAGGAGGAACAAGGUGGUGAAUCACUUUAGCAUCAUGCUUCAGAGACGUCUUCGGGAGCAGGAACGUGGCGAGGAUGAGGAAGAUGAAGCAGAUAAAUCUGGCAAGAAGAAAAAGAAGGGGAGUGGAAAAGGGGGUGACCUGCGCAUUCACGACCUGGAGGACGAGCUGGAGAUGAGCAGUGACGACAGCGACAGCAGUAUGGGGGAAGAUGGAGAGAGCAAGCCAAAGGUGAAAAAAGAUGCUGGGAAAGGAAAAGCAAAGAAAAAGAAACAAAAGCGCAAUGAUAACGAGGCCCUGGAAGACAGCGAUGACGGAGACUACGAGGGCCUAGAAGUGGAUUAUAUGUCGGAUGAAAGCAGCUCAGAAGAAGAACCAGAAAAGGGAAAGCCCACCAAAGGAGAGGAACAUCCUAAAGGGAUUGAUGAAGAGUCUGAAAGUGAGGAAGAGAGUGAGGAGGAGAAACAGAAUGAGGAAGAAGCAAAAGAGGAGGAAGAGGAGGAGGAGGGGAAGAAAACCCCAGUUCAAAUGGAAAAGAAGAAGAAAAAAGACAGCAGUGGAGAAUCAGACAGCUCAGACGACAGUGACAUCGAUGGAGAGACGGCCUCUGCUCUGUUCAUGGCGAAAAAGCGCACACCCCCUAAACGUGCAGGUGGCCGCGGCUCUGCAGGCAGCUCCAGGACUGGCAGCCGUCCUGGAACUCCAUCCUUAGACUCUGCCUCCACCUCAAAUACGCUCCGUGCUGCUGCCAGCAAGCUAGAGCAGGGUAAGAGACAGGCUCCUAGCGCCGACUCACCUGCUGCCAAAAAGCUUAAGCUGGAGCCCAGCACUCAGAGCCCUGUUCCCUCUGGGAAGAGUACACCUCAACCCCAAUCAGGCAAAUCCACCCCCAGCUCCAGCGAUGUGCAGCUGACAGAGGAAGCAGUUCGCCGCUAUUUGAUCCGUAAACCAAUGACCACUAAAGACUUGUUGAAGAAGUUCCAGACUAAGCGCACGGGUUUGAGCAGUGAGCAGACGGUCAAUGUGCUGGCACAGAUCCUUAAACGCCUCAAUCCGGAGCGCAAGAACAUAAACGAAAAAAUGCACUUCUACCUCACUGAAUAACCAGAGGAACAGAAGGAGGUUGUAGCUGGGGUAGAGAAGUGCUAAAAUUGAACCUCUUCCAGUGAAACCAUUUUAUUGUUUCAGACCCGUGGAAGGAAAAAGGUUUGUUGGUGACACUUAAGAAAAAGUAUUUUGUCAACAAUUUUGAGUUUGUUUUUCAUAGGCUGAGGUUUUGCAUUAAAGGGGACUUUCCAAUUUCCUAUUCUGCAUUUUUAUACUUUAACUUUGCUAAAAAGAUUUUUACAGGAUUUCCAGUUCAAAAUCAUCUUUCUCUGUCUGUAUCACAGUUUAUCCUCUUUCAGCUGCCUCCCGCCUCCUUUAAAGCUAACUUUCUUCUGAUUGGCUGCCCCUCAUAAAAAGUGGUAUAAACAGCAGGUGGGUGGGGUUCUCAUUUACAUCACACAGAUGAGAGUAGAAAAAAUAUGGAUAUGACAGAAAAGGAAUAGUAGAAUAGGUCCCCUUUAAGUAACAGACUUGUCCAUUAAAUAAUGCUGAGUGAAAAAUUAAUUUGUUUAUAAUUCUUUGACAACAUUUCAUAGUUUGUUUUUUUUUUUGUUUGUUUUUUCUCAGUUCCUUUUGGUAGAUUAUUAGUUUUUCUAAUAAAAAGAUUAUUAAGGGUUUCACUUUUUGUACCUCAUCUGUCAGUGUUUUUAAAAACUAAAAACUUUCCUUUACAGGCACUAAAACGGGCAUUUCUUUUGUUAAAUUAUUGGCUCAACAGUUGUCUGGAACUAUUUUAAUACAAACAGAUUUAUUAAACAUGCUUUAUAUUAAAAAUCUAAAUAUUAUGUUGCUUAGAGUGAAAACUUAAAGAUAGCAUUAAAAAUAAAUGGCAGCAGUUAAUAUUCAUUUCUGUCUUUCGCCACUUGAUGUCCACACAAUAUCAUAGUUAGGCACAAAACACUUGUUGGGUUAUCGUUAUAGCUGCAAGACAAAAACAAGAGUGCAUGCAAAUAUUGUUUGAAAGCUCAUUUGUAUACCUGUCAAGGAGCAAAGACUUUUUGUUAUUGUAACCAACACAAACUUGUUUUGCUGCUUUGUUUUAGUGACCUGAGAUGGCCUGUAUUAUCUGUAAUGAAGUUGCAAUUUUGACAUAACUGGUAUGCAAUAAUUAUUAGAAAACACGGCAUACAUCAA
Molecule: messenger RNA, 2870 nt
Organism: Archocentrus centrarchus (flier cichlid)
Lineage: Eukaryota; Metazoa; Chordata; Actinopteri; Cichliformes; Cichlidae
Gene: gtf2f1
Product: general transcription factor IIF, polypeptide 1
Exons: 14
Coding region: 138-1733 (531 amino acids)
Biological process (GO): positive regulation of transcription elongation by RNA polymerase II; transcription initiation at RNA polymerase II promoter
Cellular component (GO): nucleus; transcription factor TFIIF complex
Molecular function (GO): TFIIF-class transcription factor complex binding; RNA polymerase II general transcription initiation factor activity; DNA binding
Source: RefSeq, a predicted model, not a curated record